Spodoptera litura is the source of this 2024-nucleotide messenger RNA. Its product is annotated as facilitated trehalose transporter Tret1-like. Gene Ontology annotation, molecular function: transmembrane transporter activity. Gene Ontology annotation, cellular component: membrane. Gene Ontology annotation, biological process: transmembrane transport. Lineage: Eukaryota; Metazoa; Arthropoda; Insecta; Lepidoptera; Noctuidae. The record is from RefSeq and is a predicted model, not a curated record.
GCGCCGCUCACUGGACCAGUAGAAUUGUUCGUCAGUCGGUCGGUCCGUGUAUUUAGAGUUGUUACCUGUGAGUACGAGGAGCUGACGAUCGUGUGAAGAACAUGACAGUGAAGGCGCUGGAGCACGCGACAUCGGGCGCGGGGGCGAGUCGCGUGCGCGGGUACUUGCGCCAGGCACUGAUGGUGGCGCUCAUCAACGUGCCGGCGGUGUCGUUCGGGCUGGCGGUGGGCUGGGUGUCGCUGGCGAGCGGCGAGUCCGGCGGUGGAGACGGCGCGGUGGACGAGACGCAGGCGGUGGUGGCGGCGGGCACCACGUACCUGGCGUCACUGGCGGGGGUGCCGCUGUGUGCGCGGGCGCUCGCCGCCGGCAGAAAGCCUGCUGUCAUUGCCACCUCCGCUGCUUUUGUGGCUUGCUGGUGUCUGAAGCUGUGUGGCGGCGGAUGGUGGGUGGUGGCGGCGCGCGCCUGCGCCGGUGUGGGCGGCGCGGGCGCCUGGUGCCUAGCGCCGCUGCUGGCGCGCGAGAUGUGCGAGGAGGCGGUGCGCGGCGCGGCGGUGUCGGCGCUGGUGGUGGCGCACAACCUCGGCUUCCUGCUCAUGUACCUCGCCGCCGACGCACGCGUGCUAUACAGUGUGGUACUGUGGAGCUGCCUGGCGCUGUCGGCCGUGCACUGCGCGGUGUUUCUGCUGGUACCAGAGUCGCCUGCGUACCUGGCCGCCGUCGGCAGAACUGACGAGGCGCGCGCGGCGCUGGCGUGGCUGCGCGGGCUGCCGACGGACGCGGCGGCGCUGCAGCACGAGCUGCGCGCGCUGCCGGCGCCCGACCAGCACCUCGCCUCGCCGUACAGCCUCACUAAACGUUUCUUGAGCGAGCCGCGGCGGCGGCGCACGUUCUGGCUGGUGCUGGCGGCGGUGGUGGGGCAGGAGGCCUGCGGCGUGCUGGCGCUGCUGCAGUACGCCGAGCGAGUGUUCGUGCUGGCGCGGGACCAGGGCCCCGCCGCCGCCGGCGCCGCGCAGCUCGCCAGCCCCGCGCGACACGCCGUGCUACUCGGCGCGACGCAACUCCUGGCUUCUGUGCUGGCUCUUUACCUCAUUGAGAAAGUCGGCAGGAAGAAGCUGAUGGUGUGGUGCGGAGUGGCGACGGGCGCAUGCCUGUGCGGGGGCGCGGGCGCGGUGUGGGUGGGCGCGGCGGGCUGGGGGGCGGGGGGCGCGGCAAGCUGGUGGGCAGGGGGCGCGCUGGCCGGCGCCGUGUUCGCGGACUCGGCAGGGCUGCAGCCCGCACCGUACGCCAUGCUGGCGGACGCGUUCGAGUACGAGUUCCGCGAGUGCGCGGUGAUGUUGGUGAGCGCGGCGGCGUGGGCCGGCAACGCGGUGGAGGUGUUGGUGUUCCCGCUGGUGGCGCACGGCGCCGGGCUGGCGCCGACGCUGGCGCUGGCGGGGGCGCUGACGCUGGCGCUGGCGAUGUUCGCGGCGCUGGCGCUGCCCGAGACCCGCGCCCGGACGCCGCACCAGAUAUACGACGCUGUUUGCCCGCCGCCAGCGGAGCCUUGCACUACUCUCCACUCGGUCGCAUGCAGUAAGACGACGAGUACUAAAAUCGGCGAGACGAGGAGAGGUGGCAGCAUGGGCCUGCUGGACAAGCUGUCGGUGUGGCUGGGCCGCGGCCGCACCGAGGUCACGGUGCUGGUGCUGGGGCUCGACAACAGCGGCAAGAGCACGCUGCUGGCCGCGCUGCGGCCGCCGGACGCGCGCGCGCCAGACACGCGCCCGCCGCACGCCGCGCCCACCGUCGGACACUGCCAGGACCACUUCACCAGUGGCGGCGUGUCGUUCAGCGCGUGGGACGUGUCGGGCGCGGCGCGGCACCGCGCGCUGUGGGAGCGCCACUACCGCCGCGCGCACGCGCUCAUCUUCGUCGUGGACUCCGCCGACCACCUGCGCCUCGGUCAGUACUGCCACAGUGCCACAUCACUUCACUCUUGCACAAUUCGUCGUGGAUUUAAACGCUUUGACUAUAUCCUUUCAUGA